Molecule: messenger RNA, 2607 nt
Organism: Didymodactylos carnosus
Lineage: Eukaryota; Metazoa; Rotifera; Eurotatoria; Philodinida; Philodinidae
Source: the annotation of a GenBank genome assembly
AGGUUUGUUUAACAUAGGAGCCGACUAAAUGCUAUGACUCCUAUGUUAAACAAACCUACUGUAGGAUCCUACGAGAUUCUACAUUAGGAUCCUGUAAGGUCCUACGAAAAUCUUGUAGGACUUUGUCGAAAAACCUCAAAGCCAAAGAGUCCUACAAAAUCCUGCUGUAAGAUUCUUAUGUGAUGCUGUAAUGAGAUUUUGCUAGAUCCUCUAGGCUUCUAGUGUAGGAUUGCAGUAGGAUUUUAUCUGAUUUUCUGGUGGCUUAUCCUACUAGGUAUAUUGGUUUUAUAUGUUUAAUCAUUUUCUGAUCCUAGCUAGUCAGAAUGAGGUGAUUCUGAAUUGGGAUAAAUACAAGGCUUGUGAAUACUGACUCACAGGUCGUCGAACAGUAGCGAGUUUCGAUGACUGACAGUGUUCGCUGCGAAAAUUGGAGACUAAAAGUAUUUUUCAUUUUCUACAGUACGGUUUUAUUUAUGUUAGACUUACUGCAAAACACGUCGGUGAUUGUGUUCACGUAUAGAGAAAGAAAAGAAAAUGGGUCAAUCAAUGGUAACCUUUUUUUUUGUACAAUUACAUUUUUUUACAUAUUUUCAGCCGCACUCCUGCUACUGUCAAUCGAUUUCCAAAUUUCUUGUUUUAUUUUCUUCCUGACAUCUCGCCUCACUAUUUGGUGGCGAUGUCUCUUAAAUUCACUGAGAUACGUGGAUCAAAACAAAAAAAUACCCGUUUUUCCGAUGACUCAUUCAGCGAAAAAAAGGAAAGAAAGAGAGCAAAAUAAAAACAAAGUAGUACGUUUUGUAGGGCUUUCAAUUCUCUAUCCAAGCAUGUGACUCACUUUUAGUUUUGUUUACUUCUUGUUGCCCGUCUAACAAUUUUUCACUCUAGCGAGAUUAUUUUAGACCCGGAGAUCGAUGGGAAAGUAUUUUUAAGAAUUUGAGAUGGCCAAAAGAUAGAGCAUGAAAAAUAGUUUAAAAGUAUAGAAAAAAGUUUCGUCUUCCUGCAGUCGAAAAAGGUAAAAAAGUGAGUUUUGCACUCAGUUUGUAGAGCGAGAUUUUGCAGAUUAUAAGGCCUAGAACGCUUGAAGGACAGCUCCGAUCUUAAUGAAACUUAUACAUACGAAAAAGUAUAGAAAGUUGUACCAAAAGGGAAAAUUUCAGCAUCGGGUGACAUUUUUAAGGGUGAAAAAUUUACAUUAUACUGCAAAAUGUAGAGCGAGAUAUAGUUUAAAACUGAUCUAGUCUUUCUAACUAAAAGAACGUUUAAAAAGCACACUUUUGGCUUGUAGAAAAAUCUGGACAAUCAUUUCUCCUUCUGGAUCAAUUGAGAAGACUAUUCAGUGCGACCAUUAUCAAUUUGUUUUUAUAUUAAACUUUUGGAACACUCUUUUAGCACGUUUCCUUCCAUUAAUCUCUACUUUUUUGUGAUAUACGACUCUCGCCUGUGCUUGUAUACAAAUCUAUCUGAAAGUAAGUAACAAACAAAGUAACACUGUAAAAAAAGAAAGUAAACAGGAAAAAGGAGUUUUUCCAAAGAAAAACUCAGAAGAAAACCUGCCAGAAAAGACAAUACUUCUGUUAAAAUAAAUAAAAAAACGAAAAUCUGCUUGAUUUAUUUUGGAAAAAACUGCAGUUUUCCUGUGUGCUUCAAGCAGGACCGAAAUGAUAGCUGCUACAUUCUGAAAGGGUCAAACGGCAAAGCGAGGUUACACCGGGGUAAUUCAGAGUUUGUGAUAAUUCAACCUUUAUGUGCAGUUUCAUUCGCAGAUCUCUGCACAGUCAACAUACUUAGCUGAUCCUACACAUGGGAGAAGACUUUGGGGUUGAAGCGUUGUCUAAGUGAGAUUCUCUUUCGAUUUUAAAACUGUCACGAAGAAAAUAGUUCACCUUUGAGAUAAAACAGUAACUCGCAUCUUCUCGCUUAUAUUAAACACAUUAUAAAGAGAGUAGUAAUAGGUGUUAACUAUUUCAUUUGAAAAGGACUAUUUAGUCGAAACCGGUCAUGAUCGUAUUUUGUUAACUACCUCAUAAUUGUCGUUAUUUUUUACUCUCUAUAUUUUUUUACUCUCUAUUUUCUACUCUCUAUCGUCAGGUACAGACCGAUAUUAGCUUUGAAUGUUCGACUGAAAAAGUCUGGAAUAGUUCAUCGGACGAUCAGAUCGAAGGUUUUCGUCCUUUUCGUGAAUGGCGGCUUAUGACAGAUUCUAAGGCUCAAGUACAUAACAUUAGAUUAUGUAAAGCUGAACAAUGUGAAGGUCUACAUAGAGCAACGACAUGUUUGGCGUGUUCUGGACGAGGCCGAUCAAUAAUUACGCAGACUGAACUUACGGCUGUCCAGUCGGAAGAGGAUCUGAUUAGCAAAUAUCGAGCAGAAGACAAUCGAUAUUACCGUUAUCGUAAUCAUUUGGCGUUAAACAGCUACUAUCAGGAAAAUCAUAUAUUCCCGAAAACACUGCAGUUUGAUAGCCCCCAUCAAUCAUUCGGCACUCAAGAUGAUCGAAUUCGGAAUAAGUGGGAGAAUAUCAUUCAUGAGAUGAAGUUAAAGUUAUUACAAUGUGAGGCUGAAGCUAUAUCACAAACGAUUGAGUCGGGGGAGAAUCAAUAUGCAUGA